AUGGGCUGGCUAUUAUAUACGCCUAUUGUCCUGUUUACCGCAUCUCUCUAUCCCUGGGCGAAAUCCUCCUCACACACGUACUCACACGCGCAGGCUCACAAAAGCGCGCCGUUUCUCGCUGCCUCAGUGUGUUACUCACUCGGAUCAUAUCGGUCCUGGCCAGAAUAUAUUUACUGUGCACGGACAGGAACAAAGCCACUGCGUCCGUGUGUGUUUCCCUCUUCCGCCAGCCCUAGCUGCAUCGCGUGUGCCGCUCGUUGUAUGCCGUUCUGUCCACCCGGGCAGACUGUGACUGGACAAAAUUGGCGCACGGACCGAGCUCUUGUGAACUGUAGCCACACCAAUCAGCUGGAAAGUGGGUGCAUUUGCGUCCUUUCGCCGCUCAUCACUCCCUCGUUGGGCCAGCAUUUCUGUUCCCCUCUUCCUCGAGCCUCGGCCCCACUUUUCCCUUUCCCGGUCCUCGUCUCACCUCGGCCAAUUCUCGUCCACUCUCCCUCUGCCCACACCUUAUUCCCCCCAAAUUUGCCUCGAAGUCAUUGUGACAGGUGA
Molecule: messenger RNA, 549 nt
Organism: Protopolystoma xenopodis
Lineage: Eukaryota; Metazoa; Platyhelminthes; Monogenea; Polystomatidea; Polystomatidae
Source: the annotation of a GenBank genome assembly